AUGGUUCACAAGGAGGAGAUAGCUCAUGAGGAGGAGAUAGUUCCCGAGGAGGAGAUGGCUUGCAAGGAGGAGAUGGUUCAUGAGGAGAUGGUUCAUGCAAACAAACAUCAUAAUUUAUCUGAUAUAGUAAUGUUGAUAUUCACAUCAGCACUGCCUGUUUGGCAGCCAGACUGUGGUGGCUCCACUGCCAAUAUGACUGUUGUCACUAUUAUCUUGGGCUCAUUUGUGGUAUAUACCUUCAAGUUGUUGUGUGUGAAGCAGUGGCACAAAGUGGUUUUGAUGGCAAUGCAAUGUGUCAUUAUCAAGUCAUUAUCACAAAAACAUAGACUACAUGAUCAGCACAUCUCAUCACAGUACAUAUAUAGUUUCACUGGGCCUGAACCCCCACCAUUCAUGGUCCCACAUGUUCAAUUUGUGGAAGCCGGCCUUGCAUUGUGCCACAAUCAGGGUGGUAGCAAGCCUGGAGUGAAGACAGGGUCAACACAGGCUAUCUUUCUCCUUGAAGAGCUCAUUGAGGGCAAUGAUGAUAUGUUUGUCAAAUUCAUCCACAAUAUGGAUGCCAAUCCAUUGCUUGAUGAAUUGGACCAUGGUUAUGACAUGGCAGAGUUUUUUGUUUUCAUGCAGCAUGUCCAGUACAUCAAGACCAGCAAGCUAGCUUUCAUAUCUGACUAUCAGGCUGGAAUGACACAAUGUAUUCAGGUAGCACAGUCGAUCAGCAAUGGAUGUGAUAUUUUUGGUGAGGGAAAUAUUGACACAUCUGUCAGCAAAUUUGAAGACCAGCAUGCCUGCAAUGAGUACUGUGAAUGGUUUGGGCUGGAAACAUUUGCGAAGGAAGUGAAUGACAAUGAAGUAGCUGCAAAUGACAAUGAAGUAGCUGCGAAUGACAAUGAAGUAGUUGUAGAAAAUUAG
Messenger RNA from Suillus subaureus, 909 nucleotides. RefSeq lists its product as uncharacterized. NCBI's taxonomy places the organism in Eukaryota, Fungi, Basidiomycota, Agaricomycetes, Boletales, Suillaceae. The record is from RefSeq and is a predicted model, not a curated record. The transcript is spliced from 8 exons. The coding region runs from base 1 to 909 and encodes 302 amino acids. Gene Ontology annotation, biological process: protein phosphorylation. Gene Ontology annotation, molecular function: ATP binding; protein serine/threonine kinase activity.